Adineta steineri is the source of this 738-nucleotide messenger RNA. Lineage: Eukaryota; Metazoa; Rotifera; Eurotatoria; Adinetida; Adinetidae. The record is from the annotation of a GenBank genome assembly.
AUGUCUUCACCUUCUACUUCUAAUCCUCCUCCUCUUCCUUCGAAUGUAGGUAGUGUUGAUCUUGAAUCUGUUCUCAAUGUUCGUCGUCGAACAUUAACAUCAAUUGGUGAAAAAAGUCUAUCUCCUCAACAACAAUAUCGAUAUACAGAUACAAUUUAUGUUAAACGUGAAGAUGAGUCAAAUUCAGCUUAUUCAAUUGAUUCGAAAAUACUUAUUUUUGGUGAAUUACAUUUUUUGUGUGGUAUAUUUGAACGUUAUACAUCAAAUAUAACUGUUUAUGAUGAUUCAAUAGAACCAAAUUUUAAUCUAACAAAUUUUUCAACUACAGCCGAAGAAAAUGAAGAUGCUGACACAUCGGAAAUGGAUUCGAAACUUCGUCGUACUUCAAUAUCUUCUCAAUCACCAUCAACAACACCGAAAACAUCAAAUAGUCCAGUAACAAGACGUAGAAGAUUAAGUGUAAUUGGACGUUCUCAAACAGUUGGUUCAGCACCAACUAAUUAUUCUUCUCAAAAUCUUGAAGGUAAACGUUAUGGUUGUAUUGAAAUAUCCAAUAUGAGUAUUAUUGAAAUUUUGGAAAUACUUUUACGUAAUGGUUUAGAAUUAGUUAGUGAAGAAAGUGAUUAUAAUAGUGAAAAUAUUCUUCAUCAAAGUUUUGUUUUUUCAAAAAUUCGUCAAAUAUUACAAAAACCCACUCCAGUAUACAAUUCAAGAUCAUCAUCAUUUAUUGGCACUUAG